UUUACCAUUUUUGUCCCUCCCGGGAGAGAUUGAAGAAAGAGAAAACAGUUGAUGGCAUUAACCAAAUAACGAAAGCAAAUGAAGGCCAUUAACGUAAACUCACAACAAAGUUACCGUUGGAGAAACGUUGCGUUUAUUUAAACUUCAGUCUCCUUCAAAGGUACUUCCAAUUUUUGCAACGGACUAAAUUUCGAAAAAAUAUCUCCAGAAAUUCUUCCUCUUGAAAAUCGAAGGAAAUCGAAAUCGUCAAGGAAUUUGUGACUGACUGACAGAAUAGACAUCUGUACUAUCAACAACAUGGCAAUGACAUUUCAAAAUGGUGGUCUCAUUCAUGAUGAGAAUCUCAAUGUUCAGUAUACUAAAGGAUCGGCUGUUGCAGGGAAGGCUAAUGCCAUGAAUUCACAAAGGAAAAAUGGGCUUAGUGGGCGAAAGCCCCUUGGCGAUCUAUCAAACUCAAGAAAGCCAGUCAUUAACCAAUCAUCAAAACGGCAGACCACGAAGAAUCUCACAUUUAUUGAUGAAGAAAAUGGUGCAGGAAAAACGAAAAACAUCCCAAAGGGAUCGGAGAAAGUGCAGAAGGGUACUCGAAAAGUGCUCUCAGAUAUUUCAAACUUUGGAAAGAACAUCAAUCACAAUACUAUUUGUGAGGAGCGCUUCCUGCACAACCAUCAAGACUGUAUUAAAGCACAAAAUUGCUUAGACAAGGAUCAAUUUUUGAGCAUCAUUGGACUUGAUCACUCUAAAGAGUUGAAGAUAUCCACCACGAAAAAGCCUGAUAGUCCAUUGAAGCUCGAGGAAAUGGAUGAAUUUGCAGGAUUUGAUGAAUCUCCAAAGAAGUUGUUUCUCUUUGGAAGAAGAGGAUUUGAACCGUCAUCACCUUGCAAAUCCCCAGAAUCAUCACCUUCACCUUCAAUAGAUCACUUCUCUUUCUUGACGGAUACCAAUAGUAUCGAAUUCACAUUGAUAAAGACCCCAUGAAGCGCACACCUUGGGCCUUGCUUUCAUCUGGAAAGGUCUAGUAAUGGGUGGUAUUGUGAUUGAUAUGAUAGUAGACUCUAUAGAUUCUAAAACUAGAAAUGUCUUGUUUAGUAUUUUCCUAGACUUUUAGAUGCUUUAAAGGCUGUUUUAGAAACUAGAAAUAUAUAUAUAUAUUUUUUUGUGUGUUUUGAUUGUGAUGAAGAUUUAUUAUCAUCAUCUCUCUAAGCUUUUUUUUGAAAAGAUGAUUUUGGAAGAUUGUAAUGGAACAGAUCUUCUGUUUGGUCUAGGCAAUAUCUUUGUAUAUA
Messenger RNA from Cucumis melo (muskmelon), 1283 nucleotides. RefSeq lists its product as uncharacterized. The record is from RefSeq and is a predicted model, not a curated record. Lineage: Eukaryota; Viridiplantae; Streptophyta; Magnoliopsida; Cucurbitales; Cucurbitaceae. The coding region runs from base 298 to 978 and encodes 226 amino acids. Gene Ontology annotation, biological process: regulation of mitotic cell cycle. The transcript has 5 exons.